AACGGCCAAUGAACGAAACAUUGGUGAUCACCUGGGAAGCAAAAUUAACUGUAAAUGAAGCCCUAGCAAAACCCUAACCGAUAAAAUCCCCCAUUUGCACAACCGCCAUGAGCCAUGACGCCGUGACCGUGGACCAAUCUCCGCCGCCGCAGACGAAGUCCGACGCCCUCCAAACCCUGACCAAAGGCCCUCUCUCCUCCUCGAUUUCCAAGCUCUCCGGCUCCUCGCGAUUCUUGCCUAACAGCAAGGACUUCUAUUUCUACCGCAACUUCGACGAAUUCAGAGUCCCGAUCGAGCAAAUCACCAAGGAAUCGCAGACGAUGCUCGGCUCGAUUGGCUCGUCGGCGACUGUUUGGGGGAAACCGAUGGCUUUCCCCGACGACUUGGACGACGCGUACGAUUGGCUCGUUAAUGUGAACGACGAGGCUCUGGAGAGGUUUGACUCGUCGGUGGACGAGUUCAAGAUUGUGAGGAAGGAGGCGGAGGAGGCCAAGCGGCCGACGAGUGCGGCUAUGGACACAGACGAUGGGUUUCAAUUGGUGUGUGGGAAGAAGAAGAAGGGGUCUACUGGAUCGGCAGCCGCCAGUGGAAACGAUGAUUCAAGUCAGGUCUCCUCUGCGGUGAAGGUGGCUGCCAAGGACAAGAAAACUGCAGUCGCGACGAAGCCGAAAGUGCCAUUUCAUAUACCGAGCAUUCGGAGGCCUCAGGAGGAGUUUAACAUUUUGGUUAAUAAUGCAAACCAGCCGUUUGAGCAUGUUUGGUUGCAGAGAAGUGAGGACGGUCAACAGUUUCUUCAUCCCCUAGAGAAGCUUUCUGUUCUGGAUUUUGUUGACAACAACAUUGGGGAUGUUGAGUCUGUAAAACCGGCUUCAUUAGAGUCCACGCCAUUCAAGCUUGUGGAGGAGGUCAAAGAUCUGAAAGAGCUCGCAGCUAAGCUCCGUGCUGUUAAUGAAUUUGCGGUCGAUUUGGAACACAAUCAAUAUCGAUCUUUUCAAGGAUUGACUUGCUUGAUGCAAAUUUCAACUCGAACCGAAGAUUUUAUAGUAGAUACUCUGAAGCUUAGAAUUCAUGUUGGGCCAUAUCUUAGGGAAGUUUUCAAAGACCCUGCCAAGAGAAAGGUGAUGCAUGGAGCAGAUCGUGAUAUCAUGUGGCUUCAACGUGAUUUUGGCAUUUAUAUCUGCAAUUUGUUUGAUACUGGCCAGGCUUCGAGGGUGUUGAAAUUGGAGAGAAAUAGUUUGGAGUAUCUUCUACAGAACUUAUGUGGUGUUACUGCUAACAAAGAAUACCAGAAUGCAGACUGGAGAUUACGCCCUCUGCCUGAGGAGAUGGUCAGAUAUGCCAGAGAAGAUACACACUAUUUGUUGCAUAUGUAUGAUUUAAUGAGAACACAGUUAUGUCUGCUGCCCAAGGAAUCAGAAAACUCUGACACUCCUUUAGUGGAGGUUUACAAACGCAGUUAUGAUAUAUGUAUGCAUCUGUAUGAGAAAGAGCUUUUGACAGAAAAUUCUUAUCUCCACAUAUACGGGUUGCAUGGUGCGGGUUUCAAUUCUCAGCAGCUUGCCAUUGUUUCCGGUCUUUGUGAGUGGAGGGAUGUUGUUGCUCGUGCAGAGGAUGAAAGUACUGGCUAUAUAUUACCAAACAAAACUCUUCUUGAAAUUGCUAAACAGAUGCCUGUCACCACUAGCAAGUUAAAGCGAUUGGUGAAAUCAAAGCACCCGUACAUUGAGCGUAAUCUUGGUUCAGUUGUUAGUAUCAUUAGACAUUCUAUGCAAAAUGCUGCUUUUUUUGAGCCUGCUGUCGAACAUCUGAAGGUGGCACAUGCAGGAAUGGCAUCUGAAGAGAAUAUAUUGGUCAAUGAUGGAUCUGAAGCCUUGUUACCGGAUCAGUCUGUCAGCAAUUCGACUAAUGGUGAUGUAUCUGUAGUUUCACCCCCGUCUCAGCAGCAUGGAAUGGAGUAUAAGGGGAUUGCAUUUGGUGCCUCUGAACUUGUAAGAAAUGGACAAGGAAACUCUCCUGAAACUGGCAGUCCCAUUUCAGUGAAUCUUAGGCAGAACAGUGUUCUGGGGCAAAGCAGAGAAGGAAGCAGCAAUGCCUGUUUAUUAGAUUCAGCGAAGGUUACUGGAGUGAGUGUUCAGGUGCAAAAGAAGCCCAGCCGUGCCUUUAGUUCACUGUUGGGGAGUGCAGUUCCAAAAAGGAAGUUCGAUGUCGAUAUAAAGGGCAAGGAAGAUAAUAAGUUGGAACAAAUUAGAUCUUCAGUGAACUUCCCAUUCCACUCAUUUUCGGGCGGGAGUGAGAAAUCCAAACCAACCUUGGAAGCACGAGAUAAAAGUUCAGAAACUCCCCAUUCUGAAGGUCCGCUUACUGCAUCACCCUCUGGUUCUGGUUUAGGUGACAUCAUAACAUUGGAAAAUGAUUCAGAUGGAGGUGAACCGGUAGAUGGUUCCUCAGAAACCAGAAAUGAGCCGGAGGAGAAUGAUUCGGUACCAUCUGCUUGGGGGAGGGAUGGGGAAGACGAACCCGUGUCUCUCUCUGAUUUGUCGUCGAGCUUCCAAAAAUGUUUUCAGUCGCUUAACCAAAACAGGAAGACAAGAGAAGUGGAGAAGUCCCAGGAAUCUGGUGGUUUGCAGGUGAAGCCUUUCGACUAUGAGGCAGCAAAGAGUCAGGUUAUAUUCGGAGCUAAGCCGGUCAAAGAGGCUGGAGCUGCGGAUGGUGUGAAGAGCUUAAACUCAGCGGGAAAGAAAAAAUCUUUAGCUGCUCUAGUUUCAAACGACGAUGGGUCAAAAGAACUAGGACAGGGUAGGCGACGCCAAGCUUUUCCAGCAACCGGAAAUAGAAGUGCGACAUUUCGAUAAGUUUCCGGCAUAGAUUUGUUCUGUAUUAUUGUAGGAAUGACAGAAUUUUUCAUGUAGUCGAAAGAAAUGCAACAAAAUUGAAAGUUAAGAAAGAGAAGUAAUUGAAAGUUAUGCAAUUGAUCGUAAUUAAAAAAUGUGAACCCCGUCAAUUUUAAGUUAAUGCCUAUUUCUAAAUUU
This is a messenger RNA of Malus domestica (apple), 3029 nucleotides long. RefSeq names its product protein RRP6-like 2. Gene Ontology annotation, biological process: nuclear polyadenylation-dependent snoRNA catabolic process; nuclear polyadenylation-dependent CUT catabolic process; poly(A)-dependent snoRNA 3'-end processing. The record is from RefSeq and is a predicted model, not a curated record. Lineage: Eukaryota; Viridiplantae; Streptophyta; Magnoliopsida; Rosales; Rosaceae. Gene Ontology annotation, cellular component: nucleolus; nuclear exosome (RNase complex). Gene Ontology annotation, molecular function: nucleotide binding; 3'-5'-RNA exonuclease activity; single-stranded RNA binding.